GAAUAGAGCAAGUGAAUACCUUCCCCACUUCACUACACUUCCAUCACUUCACUGAAUCAAACAGCAACACAAAAAUGGUGAGCACCAUCACCACCACCUUCUUCACUACCACAACCACCCCAACAUCCCUCUCCUCCUCCCUUCAUUCAAAAAAACCCCAUUCUCUCACUCUCCCCAAUUCCAAAUUCAACCACUUCUCCCCCUCCAAACACCCCAAACCCAUAACCCACUCCUCCAGACCCACCACCCCAUCUCUACCCAAAUCCUUCCCCGACGACUCCCCCACCGCCGUCUCCGCCACAACCUCCGCCACCUCCCCUCUCAACCUCAAGUCCCGCCUCCGCUCCGGCGAGACCCUCUACGGCCUCUUCCUCCUCACAUUCUCCCCCACUCUCGCCGAGAUCGCGGGCCUCGCCGGCUACGAUUUCGUCGUCAUCGACAUGGAACACGGCCACGGCGGAAUCUCCGAAGCCCUCCCCUGCCUCCACGCCCUCGCUGCUUCAGGCACAGCGGCGAUCCUCCGCGUCCCUGACACCACCGCCGCGUGGGCCAAGAAGGCCCUCGACAUCGGCCCUCAGGGUAUCAUGUUUCCCAUGGUCGAGUCCGCCAAAUCCGCCGCGAAAGCCGUCUCAUACUGCCGGUUCCCGCCGGCGGGGAUCCGCGGCUCCGCCCACCCGAUCGUUCGUGCCUCCGCCUACGGCAUCGACGAGGGCUACCUGAAUAACUACCUCGACGAGAUUCUGAUCAUGUGCCAGGUGGAGUCGCUGGAAGGGGUGAAGAAGAUCGACGAGAUCGCGGCUGUUGAUGGGGUUGACUGCGUGCAAAUGGGGCCGUUGGAUCUGAGUGCCAGCAUGGGGUGCUUGUGGGAUCCGGGGAACAAGAAUGUGAGGGAUGUGUUGAGGGAAGCGGAGAGGAAGGUGCUGGCGGUGAGGGAGAAGAAGAAGAAGAAGAAUAAGAGUGAGGGAAACGACGACGUUUACCUGGGCGGUUUCGCGUUGCCAUACGACGGGCCGCGAGACUUGAGGUCACGGGGGUAUCACAUGGUGUCUGGUGCUGUGGAUGUGGGUUUGUUUAGGAGCGCCGCGGUGGAAGAUGUUGAGAGUUUUAAGGCUAGUUUGGUUGAGGAUGAAGAAGGAGAGGGUAAAGAGGGUGAUGAGAAGUAUUGGAGUGAAUAAAUUUGUCUUUGAAAAAUUUGGUUUUGGACAAGUUAGUGCACUUUUAAUUUGGUGUUUGGUGAAUUCCAAUCAUGGUUUGGUUAAAAGUUUGUUUCUUGUAGCUCAAGCUUUUGUCCAAAAUGUAGUUUGUGUUUCAAACACCAAAGCAAAAUGUACAAAUUUCAUCUUUUCUUCAGUCAUAUUAGUUUAGUCCCUCAAAAAGGACUAGUAUGGUGUUUUUAGGGACUACCUUAGGUGUUUGACUCCUUUCUUUUAAUUGUAUUUUAAUGUUCUUUAUUGCUUCUGAUUUUAUAAAAUUAGAUUGAUGUAGUUAUCAUAUGCCUUUAAUCAUCAAUGAAAAUUAAUCUUUUGAUCUGUUA
Messenger RNA from Lotus japonicus, 1534 nucleotides. RefSeq lists its product as uncharacterized. Gene Ontology annotation, molecular function: aldehyde-lyase activity. Gene Ontology annotation, cellular component: cytoplasm. Lineage: Eukaryota; Viridiplantae; Streptophyta; Magnoliopsida; Fabales; Fabaceae. The transcript has a single exon. The record is from RefSeq and is a predicted model, not a curated record. The coding region runs from base 75 to 1175 and encodes 366 amino acids.